Salvia hispanica is the source of this 1045-nucleotide messenger RNA. Its product is annotated as oxidoreductase bty37-like. NCBI's taxonomy places the organism in Eukaryota, Viridiplantae, Streptophyta, Magnoliopsida, Lamiales, Lamiaceae. The record is from RefSeq and is a predicted model, not a curated record. Gene Ontology annotation, molecular function: oxidoreductase activity.
UCAAUAAUUCAGAAUUGAAAAUAAAGAAUCGAACAUUUUCUGCGCCGGAGAGUUUCCAAAAGUCAAACGUGAUAAAUACGCACAUUUCGAUUCCGAUCAUUCCACAAAUCGUGUAUGCUUCUCCACUGUCCCAAUAGUUCUCAGCUUCUUCGGAUUUCCAGAUCAAUCAAGAUAGCCGCGAUGAGCAGCAGCGGAGCAAAGAAACUCAUCAAGAUCGACGUCGUUGCUGACACUGUCUGCCCCUGGUGCUACGUAGGGAAAAAGAAUUUGGACAAAGCAAUAGCUCUAUCAAAUGAUCAAUUCGAUUUCGAGAUCAAAUGGCAUCCCUAUAUGCUUAAUCCUAACGCGCCUAAAGAAGGCGUUGUUAAGAAGGAUUAUUACCUGAACCGAUUCGGGCCUCGCUCUAUACAGAUGGAAUCUCGAAUGACUGAGAUUUUUAAGGGCUUGGGAAUGGAUAAUUAUGACACAUCAGGGCUCACAGGCAACACAUUGGACAGCCAUAGGUUGAUAUGGUUUGCCGGGACGCAGGGGUUGGACAAGCAGCAUAAACUUGUCGAAGAGCUUGACAAUGGCUACUUCACUCAGGGGAAGUAUAUAGGUGAUAGGGAAUUUCUCGUGGAGUGUGCCAAAAAGGUUGGUGUAGAAGGGGCAGCCGAGUUUCUACAAGAUCCCAACAAUGGACUCAAGGAGGUUAACGAGGACCUUAAACGCUACGCAUCACAAAUCAAUGGAGUCCCUCAUUACACGAUAAACGGGAAGAGCCAGCUGAACGGAGGUCAGCCACCUGAGACCUUCGUACGAGCUUUCCAAGCGGCUGCAUGACUGGUGCCUGAACCGAGUGAGGGACAAUAGUCUCUUUGAUUGUGUGUCUGUGUCAAGCCUCAUUAUCAUGUGUUUGAGGUGAUCUUAAACUUAACGUUGGUAUUGUGUUGAAUUUGCUCAGGUAUUGUGCUGCCAACUUAUGAGGUUUUCAUUCUUGUAAAUUGAAGCUACUACAUGAGUUGCUCUUUUAAAAAUACAAUGGACAAAUAAUUUGGUUGUGGUA